Messenger RNA from Cetraspora pellucida, 1388 nucleotides. The record is from the annotation of a GenBank genome assembly. NCBI's taxonomy places the organism in Eukaryota, Fungi, Glomeromycota, Glomeromycetes, Diversisporales, Gigasporaceae.
UCCAAGGCAGUGAUCCUGUAGGUCGAUUCUAUUCUAAGUUACGUAAACUUGCUAGGCUUGCUGGUAUUAAUGAACAACAAAUUCGAUUACAAUUUAUUCAUGGUAUUUCUCCUGAUAAUCAAUUAGAAAUUCGACGCAUUGGAAUUAACAGGCCUGUAUCUGAAUUGCUUACAGAACUCGAAGAAAUUGAAAGAUAUAAGACAGAGCAAUUAUCUGGAGCAUAUUCUAUUCCAAAAUCUGCUAUAGAGCAUCAACAACAAUUUUAUUCUAAUGCGGAUAUUAACAAGCUUGUAGAAGAACGAAUAGCUUCCAGAGAAAAACAAAGUCUAGCCUCAGAGAAGCACAUCUUUGAAGCAAAGCCAAAACAAGUAUCUCAAGUUGACUCUAAUACUGAAGCGAUUAGACAAUUUAUAGAGAUUAUGAAGCGAGCUAAAAAGACUUUAGCUAAAAAGCCUGGUCCUGGUAAAGAAAAAAUUAAUCAAACUAAAAUCGCUAAAGCUAUAAAAAAUAUUUCUAGCAAGUCUAAAUCUUUUCGACGCAAGACUAAAUUAAAAUCAAGAUCUAAGACUCAAAAAAAGAAAUCAUCAACUCGAUCAAAGCAUGUUAAUGCCUAUAUAAUUUCAGAUGAAUCAUCUUUAGAAUCUAGUAGUAGUGAAAAUGAUAAUACAACAUUUAGCGAAAAUGAACUUGAAACUAAUACCUUGUUAUAUUCACAAAGCAAAUCAGAAUCUUCUGAAUCAUCUGAAAGUGAGUCUAGUAAUUCAGAAAGUGAUUCAGAUAAAUAUGAAGUCAAUGCUACAAAAAAAAAAAUAAGUUUUUCUAAUACCAAAAGCUCAAAGAAGCGCAAAAGUGCCAGACCAAAAACUUCUAGCAAAAAAUCUAGUAACACUUCUUCUGAUAAAAAGAGCAGUAAAGAUAUUAGGUUACUUAAAAUUCCUACAGAUAAUAUUAGCCUAAAUGCAUUUUUCGCUAUUUUACGGUCAAUGGUUGAUUCAUUUACUCGUACACAACCUAAAGAAGUCUCAAUUAAUGGUUAUAAUAUGAUUAAUGCAGAAUUCAUUGCACUGAAAGAUCCUCAAACAAAUAUACCACCCAAAACAGCCUUAGAAGAGAUGCAACCAGAAGCAGAAAUUUCAUGGCCAAAUCCUAUAGAAAUUAAUUUUAUUCGUAAAAUUAUUCCUAAUGAUGUUGCAACUAUUACUUGCCAAAUUACUUCACCAUCAGGAAAAAAUAUUCAAGUACCUGGUGCAUUAAUAGAUAGUGGAGCAAACUGCUCUCUAAAAUCAAAAGGUCUUGCAAAACUAUUAGGAAUGAAUAUUGACAAAAAUAAAAAACCUUCUGUAAAAUGGCGUAAUAAUUCUUUAGAAUCUAUUGGAACUUGUUAUAAU